AAUAUCCGGAGACGUCAUUAUUAGUAAAAAAAAUCCAAGUGACCUUCAAAUAUUUCCAAAUAUCAACUAUUUCGAGAUUAACAAAAAAAAAUGUUAUCAUUUUGUUCAGUGACAUUCUAUUAUAUUCAGCGGUUAUUAACCGAGUCAGGGGCCAAGACAUUUGAACCGAUUACAGUGUUGAUGACAUACAAACAUCGCUUUAAUUAUAAUCCAAAUGUUCCCUACUAUGAGAGCCAAUCAUAACAAGAGAGAUACUAUAAUUAUGAUGGGUAUUUAAUUUCUUCAACUGCAGAUGAUAGUUUGAAUGUCGUUCUUUACAGUAGUGAAUUUUGUGCAUUUCCAAUAUUAAGUGGGAAUUUCAAAGUUGUUUUGAUAAAAGAAAAUUCAAUCAAAAUGAAAAUUUUUAUUAGCAUAUUUAUUUUUGCUUUUAGUGCCUGUUUGUUGAAGUUUAGUGUUUCGAAAAGUAUCUAUGCAAUUAAUCACGAACCUGGAGUUAUUCUAUUAAAUGUUUCUGCAAUUGCACUUAGACAAAAGUGCAAAUUAAAGGGAGGUGAAGUUAAUGAAAAUUUUGAAAAAUUUAUGAAUUCAUAUCUUUCACGAACAACUGAUAUUCACAAUGAAAUUCCUGGCAAAAUGAAAAAAGGAAAUCGAACAAAAGAUUAUGAUAAUGCAUUUCAUGAUUUUUACUAUAUGGAUCCAAAUUUAAGACAAGUUAUGAAAAAAUUGACCGACGUAGUUUUAUUAUGUUUAGAUGAAGAAGAUAUUGCUGAAGAAAGUAAACAGAUAAUGAUAAAUACUGCUUUGGAAAAAGUUAGCGUUGCUGGAAAGUAUGAUGGUGAUUGUUUCGAUGAUGCAGGAUGGACAGCAUUUAGACUCUGCACAACAACCUCUGACCCCAAGGGCUCGACUUUUAUUCCACUUCCGCUUAUUUACAGUCACGAGGAGUGCAUUAACAUAUUUAAAACGCAAGAGUGUUACAUAAAUUUAGUUAAAAAUUGCAAAGAAUCAACGAGAACAGCAAUGCAUACAACAGUUAAUGGAAUGAGGGAAUACAUAAGAUGUGAUGGAUUUUCACAUCUCACACAAUCAGCAAUAAUUACUGAGGGACAAUAAAUUGCAAUAUUAUAAUUUAUUUGAUUUUCAUUCAAAUAGAAACAAGAGUAUUUGAAAUUUUUAAUUUCAAUUUUCACAAGAGAAUAACAUUUUACAAAAGAAGAAAUUAUUCGUUAUUUUUAAACUCAUCCAUAUCGUUAAUUUUUUUCUUCAUAUUUAACAUAUUUCAAACAUAGAUUAAGGUAUAUAUUUAUAAAUUUCGAUUCAUUUUAUUGGUUUAACAAAGUUUUUCCAAUUGUAAAUUAAUAUUUCCUCGACAGAACUAAAUGUCUGGAUAAUAUUUCGCAGAUAUUGUUUUGUAUUUAUUAUUUAAUAUCUGUAUAUCCCAAACUAUUAAUAAACAAUAAAAUAAAAAUAA
Molecule: messenger RNA, 1471 nt
Organism: Leptopilina boulardi
Lineage: Eukaryota; Metazoa; Arthropoda; Insecta; Hymenoptera; Figitidae
Exons: 4
Coding region: 394-1113 (239 amino acids)
Source: RefSeq, a predicted model, not a curated record